AUGGCACUGACAGAGAGCAUUGUUGACCUGCUGCUAUGCAAGCCCGUCUUUCUUGGCCUGGCAGCAUGCGCUCUGCUCUUCCUCGUCGGGCGGGCACUCGAGCCAAGCGUCGACGGCCUUGAGCCUCCGAUCCUUAGGCAUAACAUCCCUAUAUUUGGUCAUUUCUACAGUAUACUCAAGGACCAGGAAGCAUUCUUCAAACGUCUCGACAAAAAGUAUCACAUGCCCAUCGCAACUAUUCCCAUUUUGAAUAGUAAAAUGUAUGCGAUAACGGAUCCCAUUCUAGUCCAGUCGGCGUAUUGCAACAAGCAUCUCUCCUUCACCCCUUUUGCUGUAGGCGGUGCCCAGAAGGUGGCGGGCUUCGAUGAUGCGUAUCAUCAAGUGCUCAUGCAGUCAAAUGUCUUGCCCGAAUACUUCAAGAGCAUCUAUGACGGGACUACUGCCCGGCACAUCCACCAGUUGAAUGUCACCUCCCUCAAGCACGUUUCAAAGCACAUUAAUAGCAUUGGAGGAGAUGGCAUAGAUGCUGCUAAUACCUACCUCUGGCUGCGCAAUCUCAUGACCGUCGCUACAUGCGAGGCUCUGUAUGGUCCUGACAAUCCCAUCAGGGGCGACGAACUUGUAGAGGAUGUCUGGACGUUCGAAACGGGUCUGCCUUACCUCUUCUUCCAUAUUUUCAAUUCCAAGACACUGCGGCGUACAAAAGAGGCAAGACGAAGGCUGCAGCUAGCUUUGGGAAAGUGGUGCACGACCAUGAAGCAGGACGACGAACAGGUCUCGGCCUAUAUCAGAAAUCGGGUCGGCAUUCUUCGAGGAUACGGCGUCGAAGGGCAAAAACUUGGUGACAUUGAGGUUGGCCUCAUUCAUGUGCCAACAUCAAACUCCAUCCCGACCAUAUUCUGGUUCUUCAUCCAUGUCUUCACGCGGCCCAAUCUGGUCGUCCAACUGCGCGCUGAAGUUGAGCCCAUUGCGAGGCGUGGUCCGGGCCAUGUAGUGACCAUCAACGUAGACGACAUCCUCGAAAGGUGCCCUCUGUUGAUCAGCGCCUACCGUGAGGCCAGCCGCCUCUGCAAUGGAUUCACCUGUAACCGAAUGGUCCUAGAGGACACGACCAUCACGGACAGACAUGACCGCUCGUACCUGCUCAAGAAAGGCGCCACCGUGAAGAUGCCUGCAGGAGUCGCGCAUGCCUCGGAGGACAUAUGGGGCGAAGAUGCAGCGGCAUUCCGAGCCGAUAGAUUCCUGGACAAGGGACUGACGAGCGAACAAGCCAAGUUGAGACGUGCUGCCUUUACACCAUUCGGCGGAGGCGCUCAUAUGUGUCCUGGGCGGAAUUUCGCCACGGCCGAGAUUUACGGCUUCGUGGCCGCGCUGCUCCUGGGUUAUAACGUGGAACCCUUGGACGGGAACUGGGAUACGUACAAGCCGCCGCCCAUGUCUACGUGUCCCCAAGUGACGUCUGUGUGCAAGCCAGAAGACGAGGCUUCCGUGUGCGGUACCCGCCUGACUAGACGAAAUGGAUGGGAGGCAGCGCAGUGGAGGUUUAUCUCUGGCGAAGUCAUAGAGUGA
Hyaloscypha bicolor E is the source of this 1569-nucleotide messenger RNA. Its product is annotated as cytochrome P450. The record is from RefSeq and is a predicted model, not a curated record. Lineage: Eukaryota; Fungi; Ascomycota; Leotiomycetes; Helotiales; Hyaloscyphaceae. The coding region runs from base 1 to 1569 and encodes 522 amino acids. Gene Ontology annotation, molecular function: oxidoreductase activity, acting on paired donors, with incorporation or reduction of molecular oxygen; heme binding; monooxygenase activity. The transcript has 3 exons.